This is a messenger RNA of Punica granatum (pomegranate), 3534 nucleotides long. Lineage: Eukaryota; Viridiplantae; Streptophyta; Magnoliopsida; Myrtales; Lythraceae. The record is from RefSeq and is a predicted model, not a curated record.
AUGAAAAGAGCAAGUGAGAGACUAAAUGUGUUGCUCCAUAGCCUUCAAGCUUCCUCACUUUCACUAGAAGAUGACGACAGUGAUUAUGUCCUGAUUCAUGACAUAGUUCAUGAAGAAGCCAUCACUAUUGCGUCAAUGAAUCGGCACAUAUUGGUGAUUAAUAAUGACUACAGAUUGGAGGAAUUGCCAAGGGAAAAGAUCAAGCAGAGUAGCAUAAUAUCCAUGCCUUGGGUUGAUGUUUUCGAGCUUCCCACAGGAUUGCAAUGUCUAGAACUUAAGAUGUUUAUAUUUUUUGCGGAUAAUAAUUCUUCCAAAGUCCCAAAUUCAUUUUUUGAAGAAAACCAUAGAACCUUGUGUCUUGAUUGGUCGUCCGACUUGGAUGAUAUCACCGUCAUUGGGAAAAUAAAACAACUACAGCUUGUCGUGGAAUCUCUUGUGGAUGCUAACAUUAGUGUGGUCGGAGUUCAUGGCCCAAGAGGUGUAGGUAAGUCCACACUAAUGAAACAAGUUGUGAAUCGUGUUAGUGCGGAGAAGCUGUUUGAUGAGGUAGCAAUGGCGACAGUAUCCGUGAAUCCGAAUGUGAAGAGAAUUCAGGGAGAAAUCUCGGACAUGUUGGGUUUAAUGUUCAAAGCCGAAAGUGUCCAUGGAAGAGGAUUCCAACUGAGGAGUAGGUUAGAAAAAUCUCAGUCUCAGAACAAAAAGGUCCUCGUAAUCUUGGAUGAUCUCUGGAAAGAGCUUCACCUGGAAGAGGUGGGAAUUCCUCACAUGAAGGGAGUCAAAUUGCUGCUCACGUCUAGAAGCCAAGAUGGUGUCCCCAUCAUGAAAGGAGCAAGAGAGAGACUAAAUGUGUUGAUCCGUAGCCUUCAAGCUUCCUCACUUUUACUAGAAGAUGACGACAGUGAUUAUGUCCGGAUUCAUGACAUAGUUCGUGAACUCGAGAAGAUUGAACCCGGUGUGCUCAAAAGCUUAGCUCGGUUAGAAGAGUUGAAGAUGGAAAAUAGUUUCACCAACUGGGAGAAUGAGGGAGCAACAGAACAGAGCAAUGCCUGGCUUAUCGAGCUGAAUAAUAUGCCUAAACCAAGGAGUUUAGGCAUUCUUAUCCCGGAUGCCACCUUGCUCCUGGAGGACCUGCCACUUAGAAAUCUGUUCAAUUACAGAAUACUUGUAGGUGAUGCUUGGGAUUGGUCCAGCAACCAUAAAGAAUCAAGAACUUUGAAGCUCAUGCUGGACUCACGAAAAACUCUCCUGGAAAAGUGGCUUCAGGGAGAUUGUUGUGGAUAUGAAGAUGAAGCGAUGGGGAAUGCGAAAGUUGAGAUGCCUAAUUUACGCCGGUUAACACUACAGAGCCUACCAGAGAUUACGAGCUUGGGCAACAAUGUAUAUAAUCCAUCACUUCUAUCAGCAGGGAUCAUUUCAGAGAUUACGCCAGAGGAUGAUAUAGGCGCUUCAAUGGCUCUUCCUAGUGGAUGUCCCAUCUCGCUCCCCUCCUUGGAGGCCUUGGAAUUAUCCCAACUACCCAAGUUGGAUGAGAUAUGGUGGAGGGACACAUUGCUGGAGCAAGAAAAUUUACGAGCUCUAGUGCUGAAGGAUUGUGGGAACCUCUCUAGCAUUUUCGAUUCCCGUUCACUAAUAAAGAGUAAGAAUUUGGAAGCAUUAACUAUUGAAAGUUGCAUGAUAGUGAAACAAGUUUUUGACCUGGAGGAGCUGAACCUUAAUGCAAAUGUCAGAAUACUCCUACAGUUGCGUGAAAUGGAAUUAGUUGAUUUGCUUGAUUUCAGGUGCAUGUGGAAUGGCAAUCCUAAGGGAGCGUUUCAACUGCGAAACUUGCAUUCGCUGAAGGUCACGAAAUGUAACGGCUUGAGUUAUCUCUUUCCUUUGUCUGCCGCAAAAGCUCUCGAGCAGAUCAAAGAAAUGGAAAUUGCUGAAUGGGUGAUGAUGGAGGCCAUCAUUAUUAUGGAGGAAGAGGAAGGACAACUGAUGGAUACUCUCGUUUUUCAAUCUUUAUCCUCCGUAGUUCUUAAGAAAAUGUCCUGUUUGGCAACUGUUGCACAUGGAAAGUACUCAAUCAGUUUUCCUCUUUUGAAAAAGUUGGCGAUUGAAGAAUACCUGAAAAUGAGGGCAUUCUCUAUGCAAGAAUACUCAAUGCCAAGUGAAGGGGGCGACCAUCUGAGUGAGGAGAAUGCGGCAGUUAUGGCUUCUCUGUCCUUCUUCAGUCAAAAGGUGACAAAAGAUGCCUGGUUGAACUGUGCUGCUCCCAAGCUUGGAGGACUUGGGCUUGUUUCAAUGGACAGCUUCAAAACCAUAUGGCACAAUGAAGAAUUGAUUUCCGAGCCAUCCUCCUUUCGCCAGCUCAGAUACACUCAUGUCAGAGACUGCAAAAACCUGACUGCCGUUUUCCCAUCAGCUUUGGUAGAGAGGUUCCAGAAUAAUCUAAAAACACCUGCAAUACACAGCUGUCCCUCGGUCGAAUUAAUAUUUGAAAUAGCUGUUGCUGCUAUUGCCAAAAAGAAGAAGUACAACCCUGCUGCGGUGAUGCUCCAUGAAUUAGAAGACUUGCUGUUGGAUGAUCUACCCAAGUCGAAACACGUGUUGGAUUACGACUCCCAUGCACUUGUGGGUUUUCCUAACUUGGAGAAAAUCUUUUUUAAAGGAUGUCACAGCCUCACUUAUUUCCUACCGUUUGCCACAGCUAGAAAUCUUCUGAAACUAAAGUCAUUGACUUUGGGUAAGAGCAACAACAUGCUGGAAGUUGUUGCCGAUGGUGACAGAGGGGGUGGGCAUGACACAUUGGAGCCCAUCUCCUUCCCCCGUCUAAAAGUCUUGCAGUUGUGGAGCCUUGAAAGUCUGAUUAGUUUCUCUUCAGGAAGUUGUACAUUUGAUUUUCCCUCCCUAGAAUAUCUUUAUAUUGAUCAAUGUAAUAAUUUGAAGACAUUUAUCAUGAGGCCUGCAACAACAAGCAAUCAUGAGUUGAUGAAGUUGAAUCGGAGAUUUGAAGAUGAUUUUAGUCCAGCAGCAACUGUAGGAACUCUCUCCCAACCUCUUUUCGAUGAGAAGGUUGAAUUGCCAAGAUUGGAAAAAAUAUAUCUUCAGAGUUUGGGGAAUCUGCAGAAGCUGUGGGAUGAUGAGCUUCCUUCAGGCUGGAGACACUACAAGCGGAAGACUGUGGCCAUAGGUCUGUUGCAGCUUCAGGAGAUUGACAUCUAUGAUUGCGCGGUGCUGGAGGAACUCAUCGCGGGAGGAGAAGUAAUAGAAGAAGAUGAAACUCUUCCUCCUGAGGAUCAGCUCCUUUUUCCACGGCUAAUCUCAUUGAAAUUCAGGAUAUUGCCAAACCUGAAGAGACUUUUCCCUAUUAACUAUAGUAUGGAGUGGUCAUUGUUGAAGAAUUUAUCUGCAUAUGAGUGUGGCAAACUGAAGAUAUUUGCAUCUGAAUUACGACCAAGAAGUGAAGAAGAUGAUACUGAUUCUCAACAAGCCCUCUUAUCCAUUGAACAGUUAUUGUCUGCACAGCUAUGUAUACUGAUCUUUAAUCUAUAA